Dendroctonus ponderosae (mountain pine beetle) is the source of this 1051-nucleotide messenger RNA. Its product is annotated as carbonic anhydrase 13. Lineage: Eukaryota; Metazoa; Arthropoda; Insecta; Coleoptera; Curculionidae. The coding region runs from base 64 to 999 and encodes 311 amino acids. Gene Ontology annotation, molecular function: zinc ion binding; carbonate dehydratase activity. The transcript has a single exon. The record is from RefSeq and is a predicted model, not a curated record. Gene Ontology annotation, cellular component: cytoplasm.
AUGUCAUUUAGCGUUGACACCAAAUGACAUUAGUGACAGUUAUAAAACCGCAAAAUUCCCGUCAUGGAUUUUUUUUCGUCCUGCGUGCCGGACCAAGUGAGCCUCUACUACUACGUGGUGGUGGCAGUGUGCGUGAUUGGCGCCCUCUACAUCAACGACAUGUUCAGCAAAAUGGGCAGCUAUCGCAGCUACGGCAACAAGCAACUGAUCAGCUACGGCUACGACAACCACAACGGCCCCUCGCUAUGGAAGAACCUCUUUGAGGCGGCCAAAGGUCAUAAACAGUCGCCGAUCAACCUGCUCACCCCAUGUGCAAUCGCGGUGCCAUCUGAGCUGCACCCGCUGAAGUUCUCCGAGCAGUUCCAUCACACGCCAUACGAGAUGAAGAUGUACAACAGCGGGUUGAAUGCGGUUCUCUAUGCCAAGUGGAGCGGCUUGAUGCGCCCGAGCAUCUCAGGAGGGCCGCUGGAGCAAGAGGUGUACAAUUUUCUGAAUGUCCGCUUCAGAUGGGGCCCGGACAACCACGAAGGAUCCGAGCACAUGGUGGACACCAAGCGAUAUGCAGUGGAGAUGCAGGUGGCCUUUAUGCGGAACGGCGACAACCCAAAGUGCGACCUUCUGGACGCCGCUCUGUCCGGGGACUUGCUGAUGCUCAGCUACGUUUUCAUGGUCACGCCCAUCGACAAUCCCUACUUGGAGCCGAUCAUUCAAGCACUGAAGAGCUUGAAGUUUCCGAUGAGCUGCGCUCUGCUCUGCCCAUUUCCCUUAAGGCUGCUCACGCCGCUUUUUUCGAAAAACUACUUCUACUAUGAGGGAUCGCUGACCUUUCCGCCGUGCACUGAAGGCGUGAAAUGGAUCGUACAACCGGAACCGUUGCUGAUCUCCAGCCGACAAGUGAACAAGUUCAGGAAAUUGGGCGCGUGCAAUUGUGCGCCCAUUAUGAGCAACUCGCGCCCGGUCCAGAUGGCAAAUGGAAGGGAAAUCUUCUACUAUGACUGAAUUGAAUGUUUUGGCUCAGAAUGUCGAUUAAAUUAAAGCGGAUCAAACUCUG